AUGGGACUCCCGCAAGACUACGGAUUGUCAGACAUGGAAGACACCAAAGUUACCAUGCCCUUCCCGGCACCCACGAAACAAGUUGCUGGCGACAUCAACGGCAUCAAAACCGACGUGAUGUAUAUGUCGUUUGCCGACAAGAUUCUGAUCACUAUCACCCAGAACGGCAGACUAUCGCAAUGGGUCACUGUGCCGCUCCUCAGCGAUAACCCAACGCAAACAGAUCCUUACUUCCAGACCACGCGCUCAGGCGAAGACAAUCUACUACCAUCUGCGCGCUUCACGCCACGAGUUCUUCUCGGCGCUGGCGGUCCCGAUCGCGAGACCAUGGGCCAGCUCUAUGCUUCACAGAUUGCAAAUACCAUUGUCACGAAAUCCCCUGAGGAAAAUCGGUCGCUUAUGCUCGGCCUUGGUCUGGCGAAGGUCGAACUCGAAAGGGACGUCUUUCUACAAGUUAUCGAUCUUGUUCUGUCCGUACUCUGA
Exophiala spinifera is the source of this 483-nucleotide messenger RNA. RefSeq lists its product as uncharacterized. The record is from RefSeq and is a predicted model, not a curated record. Lineage: Eukaryota; Fungi; Ascomycota; Eurotiomycetes; Chaetothyriales; Herpotrichiellaceae. Bases 1 to 483 code for a protein of 160 amino acids. The transcript has 2 exons. Gene Ontology annotation, biological process: proteasome assembly.